This is a messenger RNA of Parnassius apollo (apollo), 483 nucleotides long. NCBI's taxonomy places the organism in Eukaryota, Metazoa, Arthropoda, Insecta, Lepidoptera, Papilionidae. The record is from the annotation of a GenBank genome assembly.
AUGACAGAGUUUGAAGCAGCCAAAUUCUUAUGGAGGCGACACCCAGGAUACCGCGAGAAAUCUGAUGAGUGGAUGACCGUGUUAUUGUUCAUGAAUCGGUCAGUGGGAGGAUAUCCUACUGUCCUGAUCCCUCAGUUCGCAGCUCAUGCAUCCCAGGACACUUUGAGCUUAGGCCUUAGCAUACUGAAAUAUGCUCUUCAGAACAACCUCUUCCGGAUGGAAGUACAUUCUUUGCUAGAUAUAAGCAAACCAUUACAUGUGGAUCAUAUCCAGCUGAUAAAAGACCUUGGGAGCAUACCGCUCAAUCUCCCACCACAGCCGGAAAAUAUGAUUAGACAAAGAUUGCGAGAAGGCCUUCCUACCAUAGUGAAGAACCGAGAAAUGCUGGCAAUAUUUAACACCAAGGCGGAGGCUGAGGAGGAAACGCUUAAAAAGGAUGUGUUAGCUAUACGGCCAAUCAAUCCGAAGUUGUGUAAAAUUUAG